AGCAAAAUAAUGGGUCCUGCUAAUGGGUUCAACAAAGGUAUAUAAAUCGACCAUCGAGGGCAGAAGCUUCAGUAAGGGCUUUGUUUUUGUGUAACUUAUGAGGAAGUAACGACAAACUUCAAGACAUCACGAUGAAAGUGAUAGUUUUGGUAUUCACGAUAUUCGUCGCGUUGCAUCGCGAUGUCAGAGGUAACCCGCUCUCGAACCGUUGGUCAGUCAAUAUUGAAACUAGUCGAGUCACAAGGACGGUCAAACCAGAAUCAACGGUUCAGGCCCGUUCCUACAACUCCUGGAUGCCGACAUUUUCGAUAAGCGGCUUGUUUAAAGACGAGGACGAUGACGCCAUAGCUACGUUGGGAAAGAAGAUUUCAGCACUGGAGAAGUCCCAGAAAGAAAUUCGCCAACUUUUUAAAGAAUUCACCGAAGCUACUAAGAAGACAUCUUGCGAUGCUGCAUUGGCUCCGGGAACUAGCAAUAAUCGAACGCAAGGGCAACCUCAAAAUACGAAGGACGAAAAGGGGAAAGAAAAAGUUGACGCGACUGGAGAUACGAAGAAAGAUUUGGCGCUAAGUGUUCCUGAAACGACAAAUGGCGACAGCGUGGGCGAAAUGAAAGAAUCGACGCUGACACCGAUAAACAAUGACGGUGUACAGAGUACUACUAUGAUUGUGAACGAGCCUGAUAUGGGUGAAACGAUACCAACGUUAGCGAAACCGCAGGUUGAAAAUGGUUUACAGACCGGAAAUUAGGAAGGAAACUGAAAGUGAAAAUGGUUCUUCAAAUUGCCAAGAAGAGUAACAGCGCAAGAAAAAUAAGCUGAAUCCUCCUUUUUGAGAAGCUGGGAAAGGAUAUUUUUAUUUUUAUGUAUUAAUGUACCCAUUUUUGGAAAAGGAUCCAAGAAAGGAAAGGUCGACUGUUAUUAAUACAUUGAAACACCUACGAUUUAUAUAAGAAGACAUGAAUUAUUGUUAUCGUCGAAUGAUA
Messenger RNA from Colletes gigas, 984 nucleotides. RefSeq lists its product as uncharacterized. NCBI's taxonomy places the organism in Eukaryota, Metazoa, Arthropoda, Insecta, Hymenoptera, Colletidae. The record is from RefSeq and is a predicted model, not a curated record. Bases 132 to 749 code for a protein of 205 amino acids. The transcript is spliced from 3 exons.